Aplosporella prunicola CBS 121167 is the source of this 1802-nucleotide messenger RNA. RefSeq lists its product as uncharacterized. Bases 7 to 1734 code for a protein of 575 amino acids. Gene Ontology annotation, biological process: regulation of transcription by RNA polymerase II. The transcript has 2 exons. Lineage: Eukaryota; Fungi; Ascomycota; Dothideomycetes; Botryosphaeriales; Aplosporellaceae. The record is from RefSeq and is a predicted model, not a curated record. Gene Ontology annotation, cellular component: nucleus. Gene Ontology annotation, molecular function: RNA polymerase II cis-regulatory region sequence-specific DNA binding; DNA-binding transcription factor activity, RNA polymerase II-specific.
ACCACCAUGACCUCACGCAGCAGCGCGCGCGCCCAUCAGCACCAUCACCAUCACCACCCUCACGGCGCCAUGGAUUCGCCCGGCUCGCCGCUGUCGGAGCUCUCGUCCGACGACUUCCCCGAGGACGUCAAGACCGAGGACCACCGCUCGCUCAGCGUCGACACGUUCCACGACCACGACGCCGAGCACGACAGCCUGCGCCCGGCCAAGCGCCAGCGCACCACGGGGCCCGCCUCGUCGGUGGGCGUGGGUGGCGACGCCGACCUGUACAUCUCCGAAGACACCGAGGGCAGCGUGCCCGCGUCGCCGAACCACCCGGGCGGAGGCGGGAGCGGCGGCGGCGGCGGAGGAGGAGGAGGAGGGGGAAGCGGGGGUGGCGGAGGCGGCUUCGGCGCCAUGCAGGACGAGGAGAGCCUGGGGCAAGAGCAGGUCACGGUGUGCAAGUGGGAGGGCUGCGAUGCCGGCGACCUGGGCAACAUGGACCGCCUGGUCGAGCAUCUCCACGACGACCACAUCGGCACCCGCCAGAAGAAAUACUCGUGCGAGUGGAGCGACUGCUCGCGCAAGGGCAUCCCGCACGCCAGUGGCUACGCCCUGCGCGCCCACAUGCGCAGCCACACGCGCGAGAAGCCGUUUUACUGCACCCUGCCUGAAUGCGACCGCGCCUUCACCCGCUCCGACGCCCUCGCCAAGCACAUGCGCACCGUCCACGAGACAGAGGCGCUGCGCCCCUCGGACCCCGUCCCCAAACACCACUCGUCGAACCCCUCGAACAAGAACCAGCGCGUGCGCCUCGUCUUCAAAACCGGCAGCACGCCCGGCGCAAGCAACAGCAUCUCCGCGCCCGAAAAGCCCGGCUCGCCACUCCCCGGGUCCCCCAGCGCCGCCGCCGCCGCCGCGCUCCCGCCCCCGCCCCCUCCCCCCGCUGAGACCGAGUACGAGCACAACAACAUCACGUUCCGGGCGCCGGAGCCGGGCGAGCCGCCCGCCCCGCGCACGCCCCGCUUCCCGCACGACAUACACUUCAGCCCGGCCGAGCUGGCGCUGCCGCCCGCGUCGCUGGCGCGCCUCCUCCGCCGACAAGCCGCCUGGGCCCAGCGCGAAGCCGAGGCUCUGCGCGCCGAGUGCGAGGGCCUCGAGCGCCGCCGUCGCGCCGAGUGGGUCGCCAAGGAGCUGGCGCUGGAGAACGUGCUGGAGGCGGAGCUGGGGCGCAUGGGGCGGCGCGACGGGCUGUUGAGGGCGGAAGAGGGGGCGGAGCUGCUCGAGGCGUUGAAGGCGGACGUGUCUGUUUCGCGGGGGCUGGAGGUUGUGGGCGAGGGGGAGGCGGAGUGGCGCCGGGGGUUUGGUGUUGGUGACAUGGGUGUGGCUGUGGCUGUGGUGGGCGAUGGGGAUGCGGAUGCGGAUGCGGAGAGGCACAAAGCGGCAGAGCGUGCAGGUGCAGCGGAGGGUCCGUUCGGCCACCGCGACGAGGCAAACGGCAGCGGCGUGCUCGCUGCGCAGCAUCAGCAGCACCAGCAGCAACAUCAAGGCGGCGACGAGGGCGACGACGAAAUGGACGACGACGACGACGACCAUGACCACCACGCCCCGCUGCCCGCCUCCUCGUUGCAGCAUCAGCACCAGCAUCAGCACCAGCACCACGGCAUGUCGGGCCCGCCGGCCGCGUUCGACGCCGCGGGCGAUCCGGCCGUCGAGCACCGGCCUGAGGAGCUGGGCGUGGGGCUUGCGGGGUGAGAGAGGGUGAGGGUAGUGGUGUGGGGUGGGCGUGGGCGUAGGCGUGUACGAUAGGUAGAUAUCUCGGA